Messenger RNA from Mercurialis annua (annual mercury), 1197 nucleotides. RefSeq names its product zinc-finger homeodomain protein 2-like. Gene Ontology annotation, molecular function: transcription cis-regulatory region binding; DNA-binding transcription factor activity. The record is from RefSeq and is a predicted model, not a curated record. NCBI's taxonomy places the organism in Eukaryota, Viridiplantae, Streptophyta, Magnoliopsida, Malpighiales, Euphorbiaceae. Bases 223 to 996 code for a protein of 257 amino acids. Gene Ontology annotation, cellular component: nucleus. Gene Ontology annotation, biological process: regulation of developmental process; regulation of DNA-templated transcription. The transcript has a single exon.
UCCCUAACAACAAAACAAAAAUGUGAGUCUCUCUCUAUCACUAAGUCACACACUCUGCUCAUAGAAUGUGAUGAUGUCUGUUGUAUUAAAUUGAGAUCACGCAUCUUCCACAAUCGCGAUUAUUACAUCCCUAACACCCAUCAUCAGCGCCUCCUUUUAACCUCUCUCUUCUUACUUCUUCUCCUCCAAAAUUAGCAAAAACUCUCUUAAACACUAAACAUAAUGGACCUCACUCUCGUCCCAUACCAACAUUUCUCUACUAACCAUAAUAACAUUUCCACUUACGUCAAAUACAAAGAAUGCAUGAAGAACCAUGCUGCUUCCAUUGGCGGCCACGCCAAUGACGGCUGCGGCGAGUUCAUGCCUCGCGGCUCUGAUGAUCAUUCCCUCACCUGCGCCGCCUGUGGCUGCCACCGUAACUUCCACAGACGCGAAACCGCUGCGGAUGCCGCCACCAAUGCUAGACACCACCAUCAUCAGCUCCGUCAUUUUGAACAUCUCAUGCUUUCUCCUUCUCCUCCGCCGUUACUGCAUGGUGUUUCUGUAGUUAACAAGAAACACUUGAUUACUGCUUCACCGCCGGAUGCCCACUGUGAUGAUAUUCUUGAAGAUAUUAACGACGAUCAUGACCGGAGGUCGGAGACACCCGAAAGAGAAGAGGUGGGUCAUCAUGUGGGGUUGAUGGCGUCUAGGUCCCCUUCGUCAUCAGCUAAGAACAAGAGAUUCAGGACAAAGUUCACACCGGAUCAGAAGGAGAAGAUGCUUAAUUUCGCAGAUAAGAUUGGAUGGAGAAUUAAUAAGAACGAUGAUGGUGCAUUUAAUCAGUUUUGUAAUGAGAUUGGUGUUAAGAGGAAUGUGCUUAAAGUUUGGAUGCACAAUAACAAGAAUGUUCAUCGCCGGAGGGACCAUGAUGUUCAAGAACAUCCUAGUAAUGUGGCUACUGCUGCAGUUGCUCAUCCUCCGCCGCCAGUAGCGUCUCAGGCCAUCGGAGUUUAAUGCAUGCCUUCAAAUAUUACUUUAGUUUGAUCAGUUACUAGCUAGUCAGUUCUCUAUCUUGGAUUAACUGUAUAAUUAGUGUAUGUAUAGAGGCUAUGUACGGUGAUUGCUUGGUUAAUUAAUUAACUGUUGGGUUAUUUGAUGCUAACACGUAGUAUUUAUUUAUUUUAAUGAAAAUAACCUGCGUCUUUUCAUGGUUAA